Trypanosoma conorhini is the source of this 1725-nucleotide messenger RNA. RefSeq names its product hexose transporter. Lineage: Eukaryota; Euglenozoa; Kinetoplastea; Trypanosomatida; Trypanosomatidae. Gene Ontology annotation, molecular function: carbohydrate:proton symporter activity. Gene Ontology annotation, biological process: transmembrane transport; carbohydrate transport. The record is from RefSeq and is a predicted model, not a curated record. Gene Ontology annotation, cellular component: membrane. The coding region runs from base 1 to 1725 and encodes 574 amino acids. The transcript has a single exon.
AUGACUGAGCAGAACCCUCAAGCUGUGGAUAACGUGCAGAUGGAAAAGCAGCAGGGGGAUGACGGGCAGCUUCCAGCGGGCGCGGCAGUUUCGCCGCACGAGAAUCCCGCUGAGCACACGGAGGUGGAAAAGGUACCCGGAUUCCUUUCACUUCAGAACAUGAAGGUUUUUCAAAUUUGCCUUAUUGGAGGUAUGCUGAAUGGUUACACCAUAGGUCUUGUCCCCAUCUACGCCUUUCUCUACCUGACCUCAACAGACUGUUCCCUGUACAAGAGCGAGGAUGCCUGCAUCACUGUUUUGAACGCCGAGUGUCAGUGGGAUGUGAAGGCGAGCCAGUGUGGGUGGAGAUAUUUUACUUGCGGUAAGGCCUACCCGACAGACCCGUUAAAUCCCGCAGUCGCAGAAGCUGCUUGUAAGGCCGAUUCACGGUGCAGCUGGGUUUACGCUGAUAAGGAAUGCAACAACCUCAGAGGGUAUACCCCUACAGAGAAUGGCAUCUUUGCCUCAGCGAUGAUCCUGGGCGCAAUGUUGGGCUCCAUGUACUGUGGAAAGUUUGUUGUUGUGGCUGGUCACAACAUGACUUUUACUGUGGGCGGCUUAAUCGCCGUGGUUUCGUCGGUUAUGUACCAUGUAUCCGUGCAUUGUAAUGAGUUCUGGGUGCUGUGUGUCGGACGCUUGCUGAUUGGACUUACUAUUAGCACCGUUUACGUGGCUGGCGUGAUGUACCUGGACCAGAAUGCAAUUCGCAAACACUAUCACAAGCUUGGGGUUUCCCUGGGUUUGUUUACCACGUUCGGUAUCCUACUUGCUGCGGUGAUGGGACUGGCAGUGGGCCGCAGCAUAGAUUACAAAAAAGAUGCGAAUCUUGGCGGACGCAUGCAUGCGAUUUGUGCGGUUUCCACGCUUCUUUCAACGUGCAUGACGGUCUCUGGCAUUUUUCUUCCGGUAAGCAAGGUGCAGUUCAAAGAGUUUAUUAAGAUUAAGGCGAAAAUCCUGAAUGCGGACGAGUACAGUUUGCUCCAGAUGUCAGGCAGGUUGGCACUCGGUCUGGUGAUUGCAGGGUCGGCACAGCUGACUGGCAUCAACGCUGUCAUGAACUACGCACCAACUAUCAUGAGUCGCUUCGGUGUGGAGUCGCUGCUCGGUAACUUUUUGGUGAUGCUGUGGAACUUUUUGAGCUCCUUCGCCCCCAUCUUGCUCUCAAAUUGGUUUACAGUGCGACAAAUGUUUCUCUUCGGCUCCUUCGCCUCAUCCAUCUCGUGCUUGUUGUUGUGCGGCGUUCCCGUGUACCCCGGCGUUGCGGCCUCCACUGUGAGGAAUGGUGUUGCCAUCACCGGAAUUGUCAUUUUUGUUCUCUCGUUUGAAAUUGGCCUUGCUGGGUGUUUUGGCGUGCUAACACAGGACAUAUUCCCGCCUUCGUUCCGCCCCAAAGGUGCCUCCUUCGUCAUGCUGGUGCAGUUUCUGUUCAACCUCAUUAUAAACCUCUGUUUCCCUAUUGCGGUGGAAAGGGUUUCGGGGGGCCCUUCCGCCAACCAGGACAAGGGACAAGCAGUUGCCUUCAUCUUCUUCGGCUGCGUCGGCCUCCUCUGCUCCAUCAUCGAGCUCUUCUUCCUUCACCGAUGGGAGGACAUCCACCCCGAAGGCAGCAGGGCGAAAAAGGCAAACCCGGAAAUGCAGCAGACACUCGAGUCGGCGCCAGAACCGCAAAACAACGUCACUGCAUAA